GAACCUUGGGAUAAAGAAUUUUCUCUUAUACUCGUGUCUUCUCUUUGGUGUUCAAGUCGCUAUGUAGUUCUAGAGUGCGGGUUACCGAAAUAGCUUAGGAAUCGUAUAUAGCAUUCAACCUACACGACUUAUCAGUGGCGACGGAGAUGAAAACUACAAUGAAUAUUUCCUUGAAGCAAUUAGAAGCCUAUAUGGCGCGUCAAGAAAAGAGAAUUGAAGAGUCCCAAAUUAGAAUCAUGGAAACCCUGAUGCAGAAAUUCUGCCUGUCCCAGCAAAAUCCUGCUUCUAGUGAACCUCAAGUAUCACAUAUUGAUUCAGUCAUUAAUGCCAUUCAUGAAUUUAAUUUUGAUGGUUUAGCAGGUGUGACUUUCGAGUCCUGGUUUAAGAAGUAUGAAGAUUUGUUUUAUAUUGAUCUUUGCAAACUGGAUGAUGCUUCAAAAGUGAGAAUACUUCUUAGAAAACUUGGGACUAUGGAACAUGAACGCUAUAGCAACUUCAUUCUUCCGAAGAACCCACGAGAUUUUAGUUUUGAUGAUACAGUCAAAACCCUGUCCCAAAUCUUCGGAGAACAAUCAUCGCUAUUUAACAUCCGUUAUCAGUGCUUAAAGUUAACGAAAGAACCAGGCGAUGACUGGGUGAAACAUGCAGGAACUGUGAACCGAGAAUGUGAGAGGUUCAGAUUGUCGUCCAUGUCGGAAGAUCAGUUCAAAUGCUUAGUAUUUAUCUGCAGCCUGAGUUCACCCGAAGAUGCCGAUAUCCGAACAAGAAUCCUAAGCAAACUUGAACACUGCCCUAACAUGACCCUGCAAGAAGUGACUGCUGAGUGCCAAAGGUUAGUAAACUUAAAGCAUGAUACUUCAAUGGUAGAAAAAGGUAACUCUUUCCAUAACGUUAAUGCAGUCAAGAGAAAAGUCUAUCAAGGUUCCAGUACCCAUAGUUAUCGAAAUAACAGCGACAAACCACCAUCUCCAUGCUGGGCAUGCGGAGGUUGGCACUAUAAGAGGUUUUGUCCAUAUAAAGAACAUCGUUGCAUCAAAUGUCAUCGGAAGGGUCAUAGAGAAAACUGCUGCAGAAAAAGAAGCCAUAAACAACAUUCUUUGAAACCUUACUCGAAGAAAUAUAGAUAUAGUGCUCAAACCAACAAGAUAUUGGUAUCACAUAACAGAGCACAAAGUUGCCACCAAAGAAAGUAUGUGACCUUGAAUAUUAAUAAACGCCGAACCCGCCUUCAGCUUGACACAGCUUCUGAUAUUACCUUAAUCAGCCCUGUAACAUGGAAGAACAUCGGAAGACCCACAAUUUUCCCAACGACACAGGUGGCACACAGUGCAUCCGGGGGGAAGUUACAAAUUGUUGGAGAAGUGCUAUGCACUGUUUCUAAAGGUAUGGUAACAACAAAUGCAACAUUGUAUCUUACUAAGAAGCCAGCACUAGACUUAAUGGGGUUGGAUCUUAUAGAAACGCUUAAACUAGCUGAUCAUUCUAUCAACAGCAUCUGCAGACGAGUAAGUACAGACAACACCCCAGUGGGGAGCCAGAAAAACGCUAUGUUACAAAGACACCAAGACGUUUUUAGAGAAGGAUUGGGAGAAUGUACGAAGGCCAAAGCACUGUUAACUCUAAAGCCUGCAGCUACUCCCGUUUUUCGACCUAGGAGACCCGUACCAUAUGCUGCUUUACCAGUGGUUGAACAAGAACUAGAACGACUUCAGAAACUCGGUGUCAUUGAACCAGUGAAUUUCUCAGAAUGGGCCGCACCGAUAGUAGUAGUAAAGAAGACUAAUGGUAACGUUCGUUUAUGUGCCGAUUACUCUACCGGUUUGAAUGAAGCUUUAGAAACUCAUCAGUAUCCAUUACCCUUGCCUGAAGAUCUUUUUGCUAAACUGAACGGAGGUAAGCUUUUUGCAAAGUUGGAUUUAUCAGAAGCUUAUUUACAAAUCCCUGUUGCUGACGAGUCUAAAAACCUGCUUACCAUAAACACACACAAGGGUCUAUUCAGGUAUAAUCGACUACCCUUCGGAGUCAAGACGGCCCCAUCCAUAUUUCAGCAAAUAAUGGAUACUAUGCUACAAGGUGUUUCAGGUGCUGCAGCUUACCUAGAUGGUAUAAUAAUUAUGGGUGUAGAUAGAGUAGACUUAGAAAAGAAGCUUGACCAGGUGCUGACGCGAAUAGCCGAAUAUGGACUUCGACUUCGUCCAGAGAAAUGCGACUUCUGUAUACAAAAAGUACGCUACCUUGGGUUUAUAAUCGACAAAGAUGGAAGAAGACCAGAUCCGGAGAAUACCCUGGCAGUGAAAACUAUGCCUAGACCGACGGAUGUCCCCACACUACGAUCCUUCUUGGGACUAGUUAGCCAUUAUGGAGCUUUUAUUCCGAACCUUCAUCAAUUACGUGCCCCCCUGAAUAACCUUCUGGUGAAGAAUGUAAAAUGGAAUUGGUCUGCAACUUGCCAAGCCGCUUUCGAUGAAAUCAAGAAAGUACUAGUCUCGGAUCUGCUACUCACACAUUACGAUCCAUCCUUACCCAUUGUAGUGGCAUCAGACGCCUCGAAUUACGGCAUUGGAGCAGUUAUUUCUCACGUCAUGCCAGAUGGAUCUGAGAAGGCGAUAUCACAUGCAGCUAGAUCGUUAACUUCAGUAGAACGUAAUUACAGUCAGAUCGAGAAGGAAGCAUUAUCGAUUAUCUUCGCUGUCAAGAAAUUUCACAAGAUGAUAUUUGGACGUCAGUUCACCCUAUUAACUGAUCAUAAACCAUUACUAGCCAUCUUUGGGUCAAAGAAAGGUAUACCUGCAUAUACUGCAAACAGACUGCAACGCUGGGGAACUACACUCUUGGGUUAUGACUUCAAGAUCAAGUACCAGCCCACUACUGAUUUUGGACAAGCUGACGCUUUAUCUAGACUGAUUGGGUCACAAGUAAAACAGAAAGAAGACACUUUGGUGGCAGCAAUCGAGACGGAAACAGAAGUACAUCGAGUUUUGGAAGACGCAGUUGACGGAUUACCAGUUACUUUCAAGGCCAUCAAAGAAGCCACUGUAAAUGACAAGACUUUAAGAGAAGUUAGUGAUUAUCUUCUCACCAAAUGGCCAAACAAUCGCCUCGACGGAGAACUUCUGCAAUAUUUUCGUCGACGGGACUCUCUAAUGGUUGUUGACUCCUGUAUUAUGUUCGGUGACCGCAUUGUUGUUCCGAAGUCAUUACGUCACAAGAUUCUCAAGCAAUUUCACAGUGGUCAUCCUGGAAUCAGUAAAAUGAAAUCUUUGGCUCGUAGCUAUGCUUAUUGGCCGUCAAUGGACAAAGAUAUCGAGAAUAAAUGCCGUAACUGCUCAUCAUGCAUUCAAGCCGCUAAAAAUCCUUCGAAAUGCGAACCCCAGUGUUGGCCUAUGCCCGCGGGACCUUGGGUAAGACUUCACGCAGAUUUUGCCGGUCCAAUUCAAGGAAAAAUGUUUCUGAUUAUCGUAGAUGCAUUCACUAAAUGGCCGGAAGUAUACAUCAUGCCAAAUUGUACAACGUCAGAAACGAUCCGCAAGUUGUCUACCCUAUUUAGCAGUUUCGGAGUACCAGAAACAUUAGUGACGGAUAAUGGCUCUCAAUUUGCCGCAGAAUCGUUUAAACAUUUCUGUAGAACAAACGGAAUAAAUCAUCUUCGUUCUCCACCCUAUCAUCCACAAUCAAACGGACAAGCAGAGCGCUUUGUGGACACUUUUAAACGAGCAUUACUCAAAGGGGGAGGAGAAGGGACAACUGAACAGGUGAUCACAAAAUUUUUAACAUCAUAUAGAUCCACCCCAAACCCAAAUGUUCAAGACGGCAAAUCUCCCGCGGAAGCCAUGUUUGGAAGGCGUAUUCGAACGGUCUUCGAUGCCAUGUUGCCAUCCAAACGAGUGAGUGAGCGUAGUCACGAUCCAAGUAUCCGGAACUUCAGUAUUGGCGACAAAGUCUACAUUAAAUCCUAUGUCGGAAAGAACCGGUGGGAGCCAGGCGAAGUUGUGCAAAAACUGGGAAGAGUACUGUACAGAGUUCGAGGAGCUUUUGGGACAUGUAUACGUCACACAAAUCAAAUCCUUAAGGACAAAAGAACGGUGCAGACUCGAAACGCACCAAUGCCGCGAACGCCCAGGAACACUGAAAAGAAGCCUUGGACAAGAAAAACGACAAUGGGACGCCGUCGCAAUCCAGUUAUCAAACUUCAAGUGGAUCCCAGAAAGAAAUCUUAUUCGGGGGAGGUGUUGGGUCGGCUUCCGGAGAACUUCAACGGAGCCUCCAGAGGCCCACAAUGGAGCCGAAGAGUCCUAGCCAAUCAGAGUGUGAUGGAACGUUCUAGAAUUCCAACGUGGCGUGCUACUAUUGGUCGGUAGCGUAAUGUGUUGUUAUCGGAUUGGCUGUAAAAUGAUGUUGAUUUAACAGAUGCCAAAAUCUAUAAAUACCCAUGAUUUUCUGUACAAGAAUGAACCUUGGGAUAAAGAAUUUUCUCUUAUACUCGUGUCUUCUCUUUGGUGUUCAAGUCGCUAUGUAGUUCUAGAGUGCGGGUUACCGAAAUAGCUUAGGAAUCGUAUAUAGCAUUCAACCUACACGACUUAUCACAGGAUGCUUGUGAAUUAAGAAAAUAUAGAGGCAAUGUGCAUAUAUGCAAAUAAGAGACUGAUCAAUUGCAGUGGUAAAGAUCAAUGGGAAGAUUCAAGUAAACAAUACCAAGUGAAUUUAUGGAAACUUUUAAAACUUUUUUUGUUUGUUAAUUCAUAGCAGUCGUUCCACAAAUAACGCAGCAUCAGCAAUUAGAAUAAUGUAUUGCUAAAGAAGUUAUACAACAAUAAUGGUAUCUUGGGCUGUUGAUUAUUUCGACUAUAUUCAACAAUAACUCCGCCUAUAGCUCUCCUAGAGUUACUACCAGUGCCAAGUCAGGGUAAAGGGAGAGGGUUAGGCAUGGGGUCGACAACCUCAUCCCGUAUAAUAAAAAUCUUGCUAAUAAACACUAGCCAGAUUAAACUAUUUAAACUCUGCCCUGAAAGUUGAAGGAAAAAUUAUGACGCCUCGGGAUGAAAGCCGAAGUUCUUCGGCAGUCACGAGGCCGAUGCUCCCUCUAACAACUGGAGCAGCAAUUUUUAUAGCUACAUGGAACGUCCGGACAAUAUAAGAGACUGGGAAGACCAAUCAAAUAGCAACGGAAGUGAGGAGAUACAACUUGGCAGUACUCGGAAUCAGCGGAACUCAUUGGACCGAAGCUGAAUAGAAAACGCUAGAUACGGGAGGCUGUUGUACUCCGGUCACGAUGAGGAAAAUGUUCCACACACUCAGAGAAUUACUGUGGUACUUUCAAAGAAGCACGAAAUGCACUUAUAGGAUGGGAAUCUCACGGGUCCAGGAUCAUAAAAUCAUCCUUUAAAACAAAGAAGGUAAUCACGAUGAAUGUUUUCCAGUUCUAUGAGAGGCUGAAAUCAAUCAUAGCGAAGUGCAUCAUCAUAAAAAAUAGAUCUCUAUCGAAACCCAAAACAAGAUUCAAGUGG
Schistosoma margrebowiei is the source of this 5504-nucleotide messenger RNA. The record is from the annotation of a GenBank genome assembly. Lineage: Eukaryota; Metazoa; Platyhelminthes; Trematoda; Strigeidida; Schistosomatidae.